AAAAUGAUCAGUGGGAUGAUUUUGAGGACAAAAUCAGUGUGGAUUUUGAUGAUGGACCACAACCUAGUGAAGGUACAGGUCUCUAUGUCGUAAAACUGAACUCCAAGAAUCACUGUUACAACACUAAUGAGGAGACUUCUGCAAAUGAUGCUGAGGUUUUGGGUUUCCAGGAAGAUGAUGAAAUGAUACAGGAACCAAGCUUGAUGGAAGAAAGAGAAGGUCUUCAAAACAGUCUGCAGCAAAAUUUAAAACAAGAAUCGCAAAUCAACAAGGACUUAAAGGAGAACUCUUUAAAAUUAGUAUUUAACUCAAACCUCUGUCUAUUCAAGUCUUUAAAGACCAAAUUUGGCUGUUUCGUCUGUAAAGACUCAUUCCUUAACAUAAAAGACCUAAGAGAACAUUCCAAAAAACAUUCUAACGCAGAGGUAAUAAAAACCAAAUUCAAUCGCUUGAGAGGCAUGUCAUACCAAAACGCAGAUAUUUCAAAUUUGGAAUGUACAAAAUGUGGACAAACUUUUUUAAAUUUGACAGAUCUGAAAAAACACCUCAUAGAAAAUCAUGAGAUCAAAUUCGGUGAUGCUGAACAUUUUUUAAUACCAUACAAUUUGCAAGAUUCCUUCCAAUGUGUUUUAUGUAGCGAAAAAUUCAACACAUACAUGAGAUUGUCCGUUCAUAUGAAUAAUCAUUAUUCAAAUAAUGUGUGCGAAAUUUGCGGUAAUUCGUACAUAAACAGAAUAAGUUUAAGAAUCCAUUUGCAAACGCGCCAUAAAGAAAAAAAGUGUAGUCUAUGCUCUGAUAUUUUUUUAUCGAGUUACGCGCGCGUUCGACAUAUGAGGACACACCAUAACAGUUCUAUGUCAAAGAGAUACUGUCUUGUCUGUGGUAAAACGUUCCUUUACACGUAUCAGCUGGUCGAGCACAAAAUUUUAGAGCAUGGCGCGAAACGUCAGUUGAAUAAAUGUUCUUUAUGCCCAAAAACAUUUUUAAAUUUGCAAAAUUUGAAGAUUCACAUACGUUCCGUGCAUGUUAGAGAGAGGAAUUUUCCUUGUAAUGCGUGUGAGAUGAGGUUUUUUACUAAGUUCGAUCAGAAAAGGCAUGAGAAGACGCAUUUGGAUGAAAAAACGUAUGUUUGUGGGAUUUGCGAUAGUAAAUUUAAGGGGAAGGACUCUUUGAGGAGGCAUUUGAAGCGACAACAUGGGCAAACAUAGUAUUUUAUGCAGAGCACAUAAUCAUUAUAACUAUGUAUAUUCUUAGUAGUUCCUGACUUUACAAUAAUUGUGUAUAAUUCUGUAUAUAAUAAACCACUUGUGUGUAUUAUACACAAACAAUUG
Molecule: messenger RNA, 1331 nt
Organism: Leguminivora glycinivorella
Lineage: Eukaryota; Metazoa; Arthropoda; Insecta; Lepidoptera; Tortricidae
Product: zinc finger protein 596-like
Exons: 3
Coding region: 183-1208 (341 amino acids)
Biological process (GO): regulation of transcription by RNA polymerase II
Cellular component (GO): chromosome
Molecular function (GO): chromatin insulator sequence binding
Source: RefSeq, a predicted model, not a curated record